Messenger RNA from Parus major (Great Tit), 1431 nucleotides. RefSeq names its product collagen alpha-1(I) chain-like. The record is from RefSeq and is a predicted model, not a curated record. NCBI's taxonomy places the organism in Eukaryota, Metazoa, Chordata, Aves, Passeriformes, Paridae. The transcript is spliced from 2 exons. Bases 474 to 1073 code for a protein of 199 amino acids.
AGGGAGCCCCCCUUUCUCUUUGCAAGAUUAAAACCCCCCAGGCAGCGCACAGAGCUAAAGUUGUGGGUGUGUAGAAAGGAAUUUCACUUUAUUGUGAUCGUGCACGAGAUUUGUUUGUUUAUUUUGGGGGUUUCUCUUGUUCCUCCCCCCACCGCCACCCCCCACCAACCUACACUUUACAUUCUCCUCCCUGCCUUCCGAGCUAGGGGAAGGAACCGACCCGUAUUAGCACCGACUUUAACUCCAAGUUGGGAACACACGGCGCAUUUGAGGUGCCUGACAGGGCUGGCCGGGAAGAACUGCUGACCUGUCUAAAGAAAUAUAUCUGCGUCUCCCGGAAUGGCAGGACAGAUGGUGCCCGUUCGCACCGAGGCGACUUCUCUCGAUGGCACACACCGAGCGGAGCUGAUGAGCGGUUUGUUUUUAUGGCAGGGAGGUAGCGAUGCCCUCGGACAUCCCGUGGCAAGGGCUUGAUGGGAAAUGUCCGCUCCUGUACAGGCGCGGGUGCCUGUACCGAGACGCGUACCGGGAGGGCGGGGGGCAGCGGCGUAGCUCCCGCCCGCUCCUGCCCCGUCCCCGUGUACAUGACCUGCCGCAGGAUGGCCGAGGAAAGGGGCUUUCGUCACCCCUGUCAGAGCCGCGCCCCCAGUUCCCUCCAAAUUGGUUCUAAAGGUCGCUCCCCGCUCGCCCCCACGCCCCUCGGCCUCGGCGGCCUCGGCGGAGCCCCGGCAGCACCGGGCCGGGCUCUCGCUGCCUUUGUGCCGCCCGCGGGGCCGCGCAGGAGCCCGUGUCAGGCAGCGCACGGGGGUGAGGCAGGGCGCCCCCGGCCCUCUCGCUCUGAGCCGCUCUCCCGGGGCCCCGGCGGGGCAGUGCCCGGGCGCGGACAGUGCCCCGGCCGCACGGGCAGUCGCGGCCCCCUCGGCACCCCCGGCCCCGGUGGCGGCUCCGCCGGCGGAGCGGCGACCCCGGCAGUCAGUGCCUCUCCUCCCCGCGCCCGGCUCCGCAGCUCCCGAGUGACGCGCAGCCCGCCGCGCUGGUCCAUCCGCACACAUUUCCAAUCUCAUGGCUCAUAAACUAUUAGCGAAGGGAUUUCAUUAUUCACCUUCCGUAUCUUACAAAGGAGAAAGGGGAAAAAAAAAAAUCAGCAAAAAGCCAAACCAACAAAACACGCGCUUCUGGUAACAGCAAGACCGGGCCGGGUUUAAAUCCCAGCGCCUGCCCAGGCUCAGGACUCUGGGCUCGGCUCGGGGCUGGCUCCGCCGAGUUCCUUCCUCUGGCGCUGGGCUCCGGCCGCGGCUGCUUGUCCCGGAGGGACUGCGGCGGUCAGCCUCGGCCCAGGGCAAAGCUAAGCAAAGCAAAGCCGUGAACUGCGUUUUACCGGCCACGGAGAAAACAUUCCAGAAGAAAGAAUAAAACCUUGAGGAUGAAAGG